AUGACGCAGCUUUUCGCUUCCAGCCCGUCCAAUGUGACACCCGAAAAACGAGGAAGUUUCGCCGGCCUCUCCAUCGCCUCGAAGAAACAUCCCAGCGAGUCGAGCCAUUUGCCCACCAAAAUCAAGAACUUUUUCCGCAUCAACAGUUCGGGCAGUAGUUCCUCGCACCAAAGUCAUCAUCACAGCGGCGAUCGCGACCGGGAUAGUCCUUCCGCAAUCACCAAAUCGCCAUUUCGGCAGUCCCGUUUCUUGCCCACUAUCGGCCGCAAUCGCUCAACCACCGUCGCCAGUGAGGGUAAUCCGUUGGACGAGGGUGUGUCUCCUACUGCCACGGCCAAUCCCUACUUCGUUCAUCAGGGGCAGCCUACCCUGCAACAUCGCAACGACGGUUCGGUCCCCUCGUCGCCCCCGGAUACCCCCGAACUACAAGUUGAUGGCGUCUCCGCGGAGGAGCAGGCUACCACGGCCAACAAGGAGGAACUAGCUCGGAAACUCCGUCGUGUCGCUUCGGCGCCAAAUGCUCAGGGUCUCUUUACCCGGGAUGGAGCCGGCGAGCGCCCUCAGACGGCUGAUCUGGGGAAGGAACCUUUGGUACAGCAUGCGAGUGCGAUAGAGUCCCAGCUCAGCUUGCCUGAUGACAAACAGGUGAAUCUGGUCGUCCCCAAACUCGGCAACGACAGCAAGCUCCCCAGUCCGGGUCAGAUUCGGGAUGCGGCGACUUUCCGCAGGACAUAUAGCUCCAAUUCGAUCAAGGUUCGUAAUGUGGAGGUUGGGCCCGGCAGUUUCGACAAGGUCAAAUUGAUUGGUAAGGGCGACGUGGGCAAAGUCUACCUUGUCCGUGAAAAGAAGUCAAGCCGCUUGUAUGCUAUGAAAGUUCUAAGCAAGAAGGAGAUGAUCAAGCGGAACAAAAUCAAGAGGGCUUUGGCUGAGCAGGAGAUUCUCGCCACGAGCAAUCAUCCGUUUAUUGUUACUCUCUACCACUCUUUCCAGUCCGAAGACUACCUCUACCUGUGUAUGGAGUACUGCAGUGGUGGGGAAUUCUUCCGAGCUCUCCAGACACGCCCCGGGAAGUGCAUCUCUGAAGAUGCCGCACGGUUUUAUGCCGCGGAAGUUACUGCGGCUCUCGAGUAUCUCCAUCUGAUGGGAUUCAUUUACCGAGAUUUGAAACCAGAAAACAUUCUUCUACACCAGUCGGGCCACAUUAUGCUGUCGGACUUUGAUCUCUCCAAGCAGUCAGGCCCGGGCGGAGCUCCUACCAUGAUCCCGGGUCGCAGCGGUAACUCGACGACAUCACUGCCCACGAUUGACACGAAGUCCUGCAUCGCCGAUUUCCGCACCAACUCAUUUGUAGGCACGGAGGAGUAUAUCGCUCCGGAGGUCAUCAAGGGGUGUGGGCACACCAGUGCGGUUGACUGGUGGACCCUUGGCAUCUUGAUCUAUGAGAUGCUCUAUGGGACUACUCCUUUCAAGGGUAAGAACAGGAAUGGGACAUUCGGGAAUAUCCUUCGUGAUGAAGCGCAGUUUCCUGAACACGCCGGGGCGCAACAAAUAUCGAACACUUGCAAAUCAUUAAUUCGCAAGCUACUGAUCAAGGAUGAGACAAAACGUCUUGGAGCCCGAGCGGGCGCCUCCGACGUCAAGACGCAUCCCUUCUUCCGGCAAACACAGUGGGCGCUCAUCCGCCAUAUGAAACCGCCCAUGAUCCCGCACCAGGGUCGAGGGACGGAUACCAUCAACUUCCGCAAUGUCAAGGAAAGCGCUAGCGUUGAUAUUGGUGGGAAAAACCCUUCCAAGAUGAAAGGGGUUCCCAUGGAUUCCGGGCUGGCGACCCCGAACGGCGAAAUAUCCGACCCGUUUGAAGAGUUCAACAGCGUUACUCUGCAUCAUGACGGGGAUAUGUAA
Molecule: messenger RNA, 1902 nt
Organism: Aspergillus tanneri
Lineage: Eukaryota; Fungi; Ascomycota; Eurotiomycetes; Eurotiales; Aspergillaceae
Gene: NRC2
Product: putative serine/threonine protein kinase (Nrc-2)
Exons: 5
Coding region: 1-1902 (633 amino acids)
Biological process (GO): protein phosphorylation
Cellular component (GO): plasma membrane; cytoplasm; nucleus
Molecular function (GO): ATP binding; protein serine/threonine kinase activity
Source: RefSeq, a predicted model, not a curated record